AUGCUUCCAAAGCUAUCGGAUGCCACCCAAACUAUAUCUUUCUCUGAAGGAGAUGGAGUGUGCAGCGCAGAAGUGUACUCCACCAAUGUGGUGGUGACGACUAAUGCUGGUAACCAUGAUCAUGGCAGCUCGAAGGUGAAGCUCAAGAAUUUAGUGGAUUAUAACUGGGAACCUAAAUUUUAUUCUGGACAACUGCUGGCUAUUCAUACCAGCGGCAAAUAUUUGGCAUAUUCUAUUAAAGCUCCUAAUGCAGUGAAUCCUGGCACAUGGAGUGGAAUGGUCCGUGUGGUUUACAAUCCCGAACCUGGUUCAGACAGGCGUGCUCUUAUCAAGGGUAUGAAAGGAGAGGUACAAGACUUGGCAUUCGCUCACAUCCAAAACCAGGUUAUUCUCGCCUGUAUUGACGAACAAGGCAAUUUUUACGUCCAUGAGAUUGAAGUCACAGACAAUGGCUUGAGAUGCACGUUACUAGCCGAGGUUCGCGAAGAUACAGGUGUAGUGGGCACAUCUCAUCGCGUAGUGUGGUGUCCUUACAUACCCGAUGAUGAGGACGAAUCUGCUGAAGAUGACGUCGCCCGUCUGCUGCUCACCACCCACGACAACAUCGCUCGGCUGUGGAACACGCGCGCGCUGUCGGGCGUGUCGGGCAUGAGCGCGGCGGGUGCGGGGGGCGCGGGGGCGGGCGGCGCGGCGGGCGCGCUCAACGCGGGCGAGCACGGCGCCGCCAUCCUCGACGCCGCCUUCUCACCCGACGGCAGCGCCCUGGCCACCGCCUCGGCCGAUGGAUAUGUUAUGUUCUUUCAGGUAUAUAUGCACGCAGACAGCAGUCCCAGGUGCCUACAUAAAUGGCAACCCCAUGGAGGGAAACCUCUCAGCUGCCUGUUCUUUUUAGACAAUCACAAGAAUUAUAAUACAGACGUCCAAUUCUGGAAAUUCGCCGUCACCGGCGCCGAAAACAACACGACAAUUAAGAUCUGGUCAUGCAAAUCCUGGACUUGCCUGCAAACAAUCACGUUUACUCCUGGAUUCGCAGCAGAGGCAACACUAGGCCUCAAAGCUAUGUUGGACACCAGCGCCAGUUACCUGUUACUCUCAGAUUUCAAAUCUAGGAGUCUGUAUGUUCUAAACAUGGCCAGGGAUUCAGAAGACAAUAUGGCGUAUUGUAAAAGUAUUUCGGAGUUUCUUCUCCCUUAUCCAGUGUUGAGUUUUUGCAUCCUUGAUGCUGAAGAACAGCAAACCAAGUGCGAACCAAACUGCGAUGACCCAUUCCACCGCAACGGGUCCAGCGGUGACGCGGGUGACUCGCCCGACGACUUUGAGUUACAUCAUGACGAGUCCGGUUCGGGCGGGUCGUGCGGCUCGGGCUGCGGACGCGUAGUGGUGCGCCUGUACAUCGUACAGCCCAAGGGCCUGCAGGAGGGCCGCCUGGUCUACUCGCCCCCCGCCAACCCGCUGCACGCUGAGCUCAUGCACGGACUAUCAGAUCUCAAUUUGGAAGAGAGUGCUUUAGAAUCAGCGCCGACUGCCAUCGCAUCGAGUAUCUUGCAGCAACAGAGUCAACAACUGAAAAACUUGCUCAUGCGGUCUCAGCGAGACGUAAUGGACGAGUAUAAUGAUCCGCAGACGCAGCCGGGCAGUCUCAUCGGACAGCGGCCGGAGUCGCCCACACUCACGCCCCAGCUCAACCUCAUGACGCCUGACGCCUUUAGUUCUCCAGGGAAAAGAGAAGAGGACGACCCACCUCUGUCAGCCACUCCUGAAGUUGGAACUAAGGCACGGGCAUCUACUGGAGGUGGCUGUGUAGAGGAGUCUGGUGGGUCCGGCGGUGGUAUGCCAGCUUCAACUGGCUCUAGCCCGAGUCGAGAGGUGCAGGAGAUCAUGGCACACAAUGAUCAUUCAUUCUACAAAGAUAUGGAAGAAGAAGCUCCCCUCUCCCCGGAGCCAGAGCCCGUGACCUCCGUGUCGAACGGGGUCGAAGACCUGUUCGGAGCUGAGGAAAUGUACUCAGCGUCCGAAGCGCCGCCUCCACCGCCCGCCUUGCCGUCGCCUCCAGCACCACCUACAACACACAUACUAACACACACCAACAGCGACACAUCGUGGCCGCAGAUCUCCAUGGCGCAGAUCACCGAGGCGAACCAGCGCAAGGCGUCGAGCGACAAGUCGAGCAGCCAGUCGCUCAACAACUCGCUCAACGUGUCGUGCGUAGAGCGCGCCUGCAGCGAGGAGGUGCGCUGCAGCGGCCUCUCGCCCGCAGACAAGACCCGCCUCGAGGCGCUCGAGCACAAGCUGGACAAGCUCACAGACCUGCUGCAGGCUCAGAGCCGUGAGCUGCGAGCUCUGCGCGGGUCGGUGUCGAACCCGCGGGAGCUGGUGGACGAGGCGCUCCACGCGCACGCCGCCAGGACCGCCGCCGCCGUAGAGAGUGCUCUGGCUGACGGGUGGGAGCGCAUCGCCACGCUGGGCGAGGCGGCGUCGUCCCGCGCGGCGCAGGCGGCCGGGCUGGGCGCGGCGCGGGCCCUCGAGCCGCUGGCGCAGGCGCUGCAGCACGAGCUGGCCGCCAAGCUCACCGCCACCGACCUGCUGCUCAGAGACAACAUCGAGAAACUCGCCAACAGCAAGACGAUGAUGGAAAGCUUGAGCACAUCAAUAGCCAAGUCCCUCUCAGACAUGGUGCGAGAAUCAUUCCGUGACGCAUUGUUCGAGAGUGUGGUGCCUGUCAUGGAGAAGGCGCACGCGCAGAUCUUCAGACAGAUCAACCAGGCCUUCCAGAACGGCACGAAGGAAUUUGCCGCGAACACGGAGGCUGCAGCGCGAGCCGCAGCAGAGCGAGGCGGCGCCGCAGCCACGGCCUCGCUACGAGCCGCGCUCGACCGCCACGCCGAAGCGCUCAACUCCUCGCAGCCGCAGCACAUCCACCUCGCCAACGUGCUGCGGGAGACGGCGCACUCGGUGUUGGAGAAAGAGUUAUCCUGGUGGCGGGAGCAGGCCAGAGCCGCGGCGGUGGGAGCCUCGCGAGCACACUCGCCCUCGACACCGCACUCACACCACGCUAUCGACCGACAGAUGCAGGUGGCGCAGAUCCAGGCGCUGAUAGCGGGCGGGGACGUGAACGGCGCGUUCCAGCAGGCGCUGUCGGCGUCCGACCUGGCGCUCGUGAUGUGCGCGUGCCGCGCGGCCGAGCCCGGCGUCGUGUUCGGGCCGCCCUGCAAGCUCAAGCAGCACGUGCUGCUGUCGCUCGUGCAGCAGCUGGCCGCCGACAUGCACCGCGACACGCACCUCAAGCACCGCUACCUCGAGGAGGCCGUGAUGAACCUGGACACGGCCAACCCCGUGACGCGCGAGCACCUGCCCGGCGUGGUGCGCGAGCUGCAGAAGCAGCUGGUGGGCUUCCUGAACGCCGCGCCCGCGCACGCCUUGGCCCGCCAGCUGCGCAUGCUGCUCAUGGCCACCGAGGCGCUGCUCAAGGCGCAGGCGUGA
Molecule: messenger RNA, 3480 nt
Organism: Arctia plantaginis
Lineage: Eukaryota; Metazoa; Arthropoda; Insecta; Lepidoptera; Erebidae
Source: the annotation of a GenBank genome assembly